Molecule: messenger RNA, 306 nt
Organism: Opisthocomus hoazin
Lineage: Eukaryota; Metazoa; Chordata; Aves; Opisthocomiformes; Opisthocomidae
Source: RefSeq, a predicted model, not a curated record
AUGGCGAUCGACUGGGUUGGUUUUGCAUAUGCUGCGUUGCUGGCUGUUGGAGGUGUUGUAGGAUACACGCGCAAAGGUAGUAAAAUCUCUUUAGCUGCUGGUCUCACCUUUGGUUCUGUGGCUGGUUACGGAGCUUACUGCGUAACACUUGAUCCAAGAAAUGUGAAGAUAUCAUUGUUUUCAGCUUUUCUUUUGACCAUUGUAAUGGGAAUGAGGUUCAAGAGGUCCAAGAAAUUAAUGCCAGCCGGACUAGUAGCAUGCCUGAGCCUUUUGAUGAUUUUGAGGCUCGUUUUUAUGCUGCUGUAG